Messenger RNA from Ictidomys tridecemlineatus (thirteen-lined ground squirrel), 5287 nucleotides. NCBI's taxonomy places the organism in Eukaryota, Metazoa, Chordata, Mammalia, Rodentia, Sciuridae. The record is from RefSeq and is a predicted model, not a curated record.
CUCUUGAGUGCCUGGAGCCGGCGGCGGGCGGCCGCACGUAGCGUGAGGCGGGCGGAGCGGAAGCCGGUGGGCGCAGGUGUGAUCCAGCCCCAGGGCCUUUGCCCUGGCUACUCCUGCCAGCUGAACCCUCCUCCCUCUGGUGUGCCUCACUCAGGAGCAGUGAGUGGCACGAUGGACCUGGCCUACGUCUGUGAGUGGGAGAAGUGGCCCAAGAGCACCCACUGCCCAUCAGUGCCCCUGGCCUGUGCCUGGUCCUGCCGCAACCUCAUUGCCUUCACCACGGACCUCCGCAGCGAUGACCAGGACCUGACCCGCACGAUUCACAUCCUGGACACGGAGCACCCCUGGGAUGUGCACUCCAUCAGCUCCCAGCACCGCGAGGCCAUCACCUGCCUGGAGUGGGACCAGUCAGGCUCCCGGCUCCUCUCCGCUGAUGCCGACGGGCAGAUCAAGUGCUGGAGCAUGGCGGACCACCUGGCCAACAGCUGGGAGAGCUGCCUGGGCAGCAUGGUGGAGGGGGACCCCAUCGUGGCCCUGUCCUGGCUGCACAAUGGUGUGAAGCUGGCGCUGCACGUGGAGAAGUCAGGUGCCUCUAGCUUCGGUGAGAAGUUCUCCCGCGUCAAGUUCUCGCCGUCACUCACGCUGUUUGGUGGCAAGCCCAUGGAGGGCUGGAUCGCAGUGACCGUCAGCGGCCUGGUCACAGUGUCCCUGCUCAAACCCAGCGGGCAGGUGUUGACGUCCACCGAGAGCCUGUGCCGGCUGCGUGGCCGCGUGGCCCUGGCUGACAUCGCCUUCACGGGCGGUGGCAACAUUGUGGUAGCCACCGCAGACGGCAGUAGUGCCUCGCCUGUGCAGUUCUACAAGGUGUGCGUGAGCGUGGUCAGCGAGAAGUGCCGCAUUGACACAGAGAUCCUGCCCUCGCUCUUCAUGCGCUGUACCACGGACCUCAGUCGCAAGGACAAGUUCCCCGCCAUCACCCACCUCAAGUUCCUGGCCCGGGACAUGUCCGAGCAGGUGCUCCUGUGUGCGUCCAGCCCGACGAGCAGCCUCGUGGAGUGCUGGUCCUUGCGCAAGGAGGGGCUCCCCGUGAACAACAUCUUUCAGCAGAUCUCUCCCGCUGUUGGUGACAAACAGCCCAUGAUCCUCAAGUGGCGGAUCCUGUCAGCCACCAAUGACCUGGACCGUGUGUCGGCUGUGGCACUGCCCAAGCUGCCCAUCUCUCUCACCAACACUGACCUCAAGGUGGCCAGCGACACCCAGUUCUACCCCGGCCUUGGGCUGGCCUUGGCCUUCCACGACGGCAGCGUCCACAUAGUGCACCGCCUCUCGCUGCAGACCAUGGUGGUCUUCUACAGCUCCGCGACCCCGCGCUCUGUGGACGAGCCGGCCAUCAAGCGCCCUCGCACCACAGGCCCUGCAGUGCACUUCAAGGCCAUGCAGCUGUCCUGGACUUCCCUGGCCCUCGUGGGCAUCGACAACCACGGGAAGCUAAGCAUGCUGCGCAUCUCGCCCUCCAUGGGCCACGCGCUGGAGGUGUCCCUGGCCCUGCGGCACCUGCUGUUCCUGCUCGAGUACUGCAUGGUGACGGGCUACGACUGGUGGGACAUCCUGCUGCACGUGCAGCCCGGCAUGGUGCAGAGCCUGGUGGAGAAGCUGCAUGAGGAGUACACACGCCAGAGCGCAGCCCUGCAGCAGGUGCUCUCCACCCGGAUCCUGGCCAUGAAGGCCUCACUCUGCAGGCUCUCGCCGUGUACGGUGACACGCGUGUGCGACUACCACACAAAGCUUUUUCUGAUGGCUGUCAGCUCCACGCUCAAGUCUCUGCUGUGUCCACAUUUCCUCAACACCCCUGAUAAGAGCCCUGGCGACCGGCUCACCGAGAUCUGUGCCAAGAUCACUGACGUCGACAUCGACAAGGUUAUGAUCAACCUCAAGACUGAAGAGUUUGUCCUAGACAUGAACACGCUGCAGGCGCUGCAGCAGCUUCUGCAGUGGGUCGGCGACUUUGUGCUUUAUCUCCUGGCUAGCCUGCCCAACCAGGGCUCCCCACUGCGGCCAGGCCACAGCUUCCUGCGGGAUGGUACCUCACUGGGCAUGCUGCGGGAGCUGAUGGUGGUCAUUCGCAUCUGGGGCCUGCUGAAGCCCAGCUGCCUGCCCGUGUACACAGCCACCUCGGACACCCAGGACAGCAUGUCCCUGCUCUUCCGCCUGCUCACCAAGCUCUGGAUCUGUUGCCGAGACGAGGGCCCAUCUAGCGAGCCAGAUGAGGCACUAGUGGACGAGUGCUGCCUGCUUCCCAGCCAGCUGCUGGUCCCCAGCCUGGACUGGCUGCCCGUCAGCGAUGGUCUGGUCAGCCGCCUGCAGCCCAAGCAGCCCCUGCGCCUGUACUUCGGCAGGGCACCCACGCUGCCAGGCAGUGCCACCACUUUGCAGCUGGACAGCCUCGCCAGAGCACCGGGCCAGCCUAAGAUGGACCAUCUGCGGCGGCUGCACCUGGGCGCCUACCCCACAGAGGAGUGCAAGGCCUGCACCAGGUGCGGCUGCGUCACGAUGCUCCGGUCCCCCAACAAGACCACAGCGGUCAAGCAGUGGGAGCAGCGCUGGAUCAAGAACUGCCUGUGUGGGGGGCUCUGGCGGCGGACACCCCCCAGCUGCCCCUGAGCAGUGCUGCCCUGUGGGCUGGGUAGAGACUGGGUGGACUCCAUGGUGCUGGCCCCACAGGGCCCUAGAGCUGGACACCCUUCCUUCCCUGCCUCUUUGGGGCUGUUGGAGGCACGAGGACCCUCACCCCUGUCAGCGGGCCCCUGGGCAUCAGGCCUUGGCUUCUGGGACCGCCCACCCCGCACCUCCCCAGCCAGCGCCCCGAGUGCCUGCCCCCUGCCCCAGGACUAGUGGGCUACAGGCCCUGUCCUGGGGACUUGCUGGCCACCAGCCAGUUGCUGCAGGCCACAUGCUGCCUCCGUUUCCCUCCUGUUCCUCGAAGGCCCUUCCAAGCAGAGGUUGGGACAGGGCUGAGCCGGGCCUUCUGUCCCCGGGCCCGGUUGUUACUGUGGGCCCCUGGACCGCACUGGGGCAUCUCGCUUGCUCUGUCCUGAGGUCAGCCAGCAUUUACGGUCAUCAAAUGGAUGCCCACCAGGCCCUGGUGUCUGUGUUGGCCAGAAGGGGCAGAGGGUGGAGGGAAGGCCUGGAGCCUCCAUCCCUGUGUGUCCUUGCCUUGGGCUCUGCCCACCUGUUCCCCAGCCCCUCCCCCGCACUAGUGCUGCUAGCCCCAGGCCCUGGUUCCCAGUGCUCUGCCUCAUGCCCCAGGGGGUCUGCCUUCUGGCAAGGAACAUUUCUGUCCAUUAUGUGCUCUGGGCCAGCUGCCCCUAGGUGGGCAGGCCCUGCAGACAUGCUGCCUGCUGAGUGAUAAUUGGUUUGCUUGUUUUCUUUCUGGAAGGCUCCAGGAGGGCAGCGGCUAACUCAGCAUGGCUGUCUGCACUUGGUCCUGGCCUGCCCCUCGCCUGGCGGGGUUCCUGAGCCUGGUGCUAGGCAACCCGUGGCUGCAGGACUGCCGGGCGGGCAGGAAUGGGCAGCAGACCCCAUCCCCACCCGCCUCCACCAGAGUGAGGCGACAGCCUCCUGGGCCAAGGUGCGGCCUGGGAUGGGCGACAGUGCCCGGGCCACUGCCUGAUGGACAGAGCCCACAAGAUGACUUGCAUCUGGGUGGCCUUCCACAGGGCCUCCAUCCGGCCCCUCCCUCCAGCAGGCAUCCUCCCUGGCCUGGGCUGCCCAGCAGACACCUGCACAUGAUACCAGGUCCCCUGCAGCGGCCUGGGUGCAGUGGGUGGGGCUGGCAUGGGCCACCCCCUCUCUCCUGGCUCCUCCCCUGCCCACAGUCAGGAGCCCUAAGCCCAAGAGAGUUGAUGUCCCUGGAUGAACAACUGCCAUUUCAUGUUGCUGUGUCAAGCCUGUCUGUCCUGGGCACCUGGCCCAGUAUCGGCCAGGAGGUGGGGUGGGAGAGCACUGUGGGGCCUGACCCCGCGGCUCUUUCUGGAAUGGUCCAUGAGCUAAGACUGAUGGCAGGAUGGGACUAAGGUGCCAGGGAGUCUAGAGCUGGACAGGCUGGCCCUGUCUGUGUUGGGAUUCAGGCCUGUGGCCGCAGGCCACUGGGAACAGGGCCUGUAGCAGUGGCAGCAUGUCUCGGGGUGCUCCCUUGCUGGGAGGAGAGGCGGGCUCUGAAGGCCCCUGGCCCCAGGGCUGUUUUGUAAGACCUCCCAGGCCACCUGGCCCCACGCCACAAGGUACAAGGGAGUUCAGGGGAAGUGAAUCUGGGACCACCAGCCCUUGGCGUGUGUCCAAGAGGGGGCUUGCAGGCUGUGGGCUGCCUUCUCAUUGUCACCAGGGAUUGUCUUCCCAAGUCCCCUGAGGCUGGCAGCUUCCCUGGGAGACCUAGGACUGCCUGCUGCCACCCCAGGCUGGGUUGACGGCUGGGCAGCUGCAGGGCCAGCCACGUUAAUGACAUGCCACACUGUGGGGGAUUUGCCAAGCCCCUCAGGAGCAGGCCCGGACCUCGGCUGUGUCUCUGGCCCCCAUCCCAGGGCUGGCACACAGUAGGUGCUCAACAGAUACUGGUGUAGGGCUAGAAUUCCUGGGUGAACAUUCCAUAGAAUCAGUGAGCCAAGACACGGAUUCCAAUAUGAUCUUCCGUUCCCAGCGCGGUCCGGGACUUCCCCUCAGACCCGGGGUCUUCUUUUCAACAAAAAGGAAACCAUAGGAUCUUCCUUUUAUAUGUCUAGCUUGCUGCUGUGGGCCUCCCUCACUGCUCUUCUGGGUGGCCUGCGCCCGAGUCCUGUCCUGUCACCUCCCCGUUGUCUCUAGAGGUGCAGGCUGUGUAGAGCUGCCAGCUACACGGGGCCCCAGUGGACACCCCAGCUUCUUCAUCAUGCGGCCCUGCAGCAUCCCACGGCUUCAAAGCCCUGCCUCCUCCUGGAGUUUGUGUGACCCCUGAGCCUGUUUCCCGUUUGGGACACGCAGCAGGUCGUGAGGCAACAACUGUAGCGGUCUCUGAGCCACCGCCACAGAACUACCCUGCACGUUUCGCUGGAAAGCGGAGGGCGGGCCGGAUGGGAGCUGGUGGGAGAGGGGUACCCCACCACUCGGCUUCCCGGGAGGGGCCAGGGCGCCACCGUGUGGUCGAUGCCGGAACCACACCCGACAGCUUCCGUGCUGAAAGAGCCUCCGGGAUUGGGGGACGCCCCUGGGCGUCUCCCUGGGGGCAGGUGCUCAAUAAAGAUGCUGGACAUAGAAA